This is a messenger RNA of Pocillopora meandrina, 2952 nucleotides long. NCBI's taxonomy places the organism in Eukaryota, Metazoa, Cnidaria, Anthozoa, Scleractinia, Pocilloporidae. The record is from the annotation of a GenBank genome assembly.
GGAGACAAGUAUGGGGAGAGUAACAAUUAUGGCAAUCUAGGCAAUGCUUAUUGCAGUCUUAGUGAUUUAAAAAAAGCCAUAGAGUACUGCAACCUGCAUCUUAAAAUUAGUAAAGAAGUAGGAGACAAGCAUGGAGAGGGUAACGCUUAUAGCGAUCUUGGCAAUCUGUAUUGGAGUCUGGGUGAUUGCAAAAAAGCAAUAGAGUACUACAACCUACUUCUUAAAACAGCACAAAAAGUAGGAGACAAACGUGGGGAGGUUAGUGCUUAUAGCAAUCUUGGCAAUGUUUAUAACCAUUUGGACGAUUUGAAAAAAGCCAUAAAGUACCACAACCUUCAUCUUAAAAUAGCCAAAGAGGUAGGAGACAAGCCUGGGGAGGGCAAGGCUUAUGGCAAUCUUGGCAAUGCUCAUGACGGUCUAGGUGAUUUCAAAAAAGCCAUAGAGUACCACAACCUAGAUCUUAAAAUAGCCAAAGAAGUGGGAGAUAAGCAUGGGGAGGGUAGUGCUUAUAGCAAUCUUGGGAAUGCGUAUCGGAGUCUGGGUGAUUUCAAAAAAGCUAUAGAGUACAACAACGUACAUCUCAAAAUAGCUAAAGAGGUAGGAGACAAGCAUGGGGAGGGUAACGCUUAUGGCAAUCUUGGCAAUGCUUAUUACAGUCUGGGUGAUUUCGAAAAGGCCAUAGAGUACCUUAACCUACAUCUUAAAAAGGCUAUAGAAGUAGGAGACAAGCAUGGGGAGGGUAACGCUUUUGGCAAUCUUGGCAAUGCGUAUCGGAGUCUGGGGGAUUUCAAAAAAGCCAUAGAGUACCACAAAGUACAUCUUAAAAUAGCUAAGGAAAUAGAAGACAAGCAUGGAGAGGGUAACGCUUAUGGCAGUCUAGGCAAUGCUUAUGACAGUCUUGGUGAUUUAAAAAAAGCCAUAGACUACCACAAUCUACAUCUUGAAAUAGUAAAAAAAGUAGGAAACAAGCAUGGGGAGGGUAGUGCUUAUAGCAAUCUUGGCAGUGCUUAUAACAAUCUGGGUGAUUUCGAAAAAGCCAAAGAGUACCACAACCUACAUCUUAAAAUAGCCAAAGAAGUAGGAGACAGGCAUGGGGAGGGUAACGCUUAUGGCAAUCUUGGCAAUGCUUUUGACAGUCUGGGUGAUUUCAAAAAAGCCAAAGAGUACCACAACCUACAUCUUGAAAUAGCUAAAGAAGUUGGAGACAAGCAUGGGGAGGGUAGUGCUUAUGGCAACCUUGGCAGUGCUUUAUACAGGCUGGGUGAUUUCGAAAAAGCCAUAGAGUACCACAACCUACAUCUUGAAAUAGCCAAAGAAGUAGGAGACAAGCAUGGGGAGGGUAUUGCUUAUGGUAAUCUUGGCAAUGUGUAUCAAACUCUGGGAGAUCUGAUCAAGGCCAAAAAUUCAUACGAGCUAAUGCUCAAAAUUGCCAAAGAGGUCGAAGCCAAAUCCUUGGAGGCAACGGCCUACUAUUCAUCAGGAUGCGUUUUUGAGUUGCUUGGUCGACUGCCAAAAGCCGUUGAAUAUUACCAAGCUAGCAUAACCUUGUACAACUCCUUGAGAGUACUUCUAGAAUCUAAAGACGAAUGGAAAAUUAAUUUUCGAAAUCAGAAUCAAAUGGCGUAUACGGGUUUGUGGAGAGUUCUCGUAGAACAAGGUAAUAUAGAUGAAGCUCUACUUGCUGCUGAGAAAGGACGAGCUCAAGCUCUGAACGACCUCAUGGAAUCCAGUUUUUGUGGUGGAACAAGUCAGCACGAGAGAGGCGAUGAAGAUUUAGCGGUUUUAGAAAACGUUCCAUCAAACACUAUCUUUCAGGCAGUCGGCAGAGAUAACGUCAAUCUUUGGGUUGUUUCCGAAGGAAAGCAAAUUCAUUUAAGACAAAGUAAACUUAAAGGUUCUUUUUCAGAGAAUAGGGAAGCCAGUCAGUCCUUUGAGUCGUUCAUGUUCGGUGUCUACACGCAACUGGGUGUUCGUUCUAAUGUGAAAUGCGAGAAUCGAUCUUUGGAUGCUUUGAGGGAGAGCCGUCCAAAAGAAUAUGAGAAAACUGAAGAAGACAACCCUCAACUUCCCAUCCAACAAAACGAAUGCUUGAGCACUUUGUAUGAUACCGUCAUGAAGCCGGUGGCUGACCUGAUACAAGGGGAUGAGCUACUCAUUAUUCCUGAUGGACCCCUGUGGCUCGCUCCUUACGCUGCAUUCAAGGAUGGUAAUUCUAAGUACCUGUGUGAAUCGUUCAGAAUUCGACUCGCUCCAUCAUUAACAAGUCUUAGACUCAUUGCCGAUUACCCAGAUGAUUAUCACGAAAGCAGUGGUGCGUUACUUGUAGGAGAUCCGUGGGUAGCCGAGGUUACAAACAGAAAGGGAGAGAAAUUCCUCGGGCCGCUUCCUUGUGCUAAAGAAGAAGUAGAAAUGAUCGGGAAAAUUCUGAAUAUCACGCCAAUCACUGGCAGACAGGCCACGAAACGUGAGGUCUUGCAAAGACUCGGAUCCGUUUCCUUAGUUCACUUUGCGGCACACGGAUGUCUGGAAACUGGCGAAAUUGCUCUUACACCUAACCCAGACCAAAUAUCUACUGUGCCUACGGAGACGGAGGAUUACAUUUUAACGAUUCGAGAUGUGUUGAAUGUUCAACUUCGCGCCAAACUUGUUGUGCUCAGUUGCUGCCACAGUGGUCAGGGCGAGAUCAAGGCUGAAGGUGUGGUUGGCAUUGCGCGCGCUUUUAUGGGGGCUGGUGCUCGGUCUGUUGUGGCGUCCCUGUGGGCGAUUGACGACGAGGCUACUCUCGAGUUUAUGAAAUGCUUUUAUCAACACCUUGCAGAAGGUAAACCUGCAAGCGAGUCACUGAACCUGGCCAUGAAAAGCCUCAGAGAAUCAGACGAGUUCCGCGACGUCAAAUACUGGGCGCCCUUUUUGCUGAUUGGAGAUGACGUCACUCUCGACUUCAUCGCGUAG